AAGCUGAUCAACCACCCGAUAUAGUCUUAGGUGUGACGAUGAAGAGAAUCAAAGAUCCGGCAGAUGGUUGUAUGGUGGUAUAUGAUCCUAGUAAAGGAAAAUAUAUGGUGGGUGAUUUUGAAAUUGAAGAUUCGGAUGAUGAAAUGGAAGCGACUCAGACGAGGAUCGAAGUUAAAGAAGAAGAUGAAGAUGCGAAUUUGUUGGAUUUGAUUGAUGAUUGAAACUUUGUUGUGAUCUUGAGCUUGGGUUCUUGAUGAAGACGAGUUUUGAGUAAGGGCAUUCAAGUAUCAUUUAAAUUGAACUUUUUCUUGGUCUUUGAAAAAGUCUUUGUAAAACAAUUUAAUUCAAAUCAUAAAACCCCAACCCAACAAGAAAAUAGGACCGAACUUUAUCUUGUUAUUCUUAUUGUCUUAUAUAUUUCGAAACAUGCGAACAAUCUUUAUGAUUCAUUUUUUUUUAAAAAAAAUCGUUGAACUCUUGUCGUUUUUUUUAUCUUAGUUUUGUAACUUUCUUCUUUUUUGUUUUUACCAAAAACAGAUGAAUUUUUUCCAAAAACUUUUGUUGUAGUAUUUGUCUUUCAUAAGUUUUUUUUAAACAAUAUAAAAAAAUUAAAGUAUUAUUUUUUUGAUUUUUUUUGUUUUAUUGAAAUCAUGUAAUUUGAUAUUAAAGAUUGAUUUCCUGAG
Messenger RNA from Melampsora larici-populina 98AG31, 683 nucleotides. RefSeq lists its product as uncharacterized. The record is from RefSeq and is a predicted model, not a curated record. The coding region runs from base 39 to 221 and encodes 60 amino acids. NCBI's taxonomy places the organism in Eukaryota, Fungi, Basidiomycota, Pucciniomycetes, Pucciniales, Melampsoraceae. The transcript has a single exon.